Messenger RNA from Oncorhynchus nerka (sockeye salmon), 1041 nucleotides. RefSeq names its product ubiquitin carboxyl-terminal hydrolase 37-like. Lineage: Eukaryota; Metazoa; Chordata; Actinopteri; Salmoniformes; Salmonidae. Gene Ontology annotation, biological process: protein deubiquitination. The transcript has 5 exons. The record is from RefSeq and is a predicted model, not a curated record. Gene Ontology annotation, molecular function: cysteine-type deubiquitinase activity. The coding region runs from base 1 to 648 and encodes 215 amino acids.
AUGACUCUUCCCAGGACCAGCUCAGCCACCAGAAGCAUGACACUUCCCAGGGCCAGCUCAGCCACCAGAGGGUCAGAAGCGACCCAGGGGGGCAGAGGAGAACAGGUGGCACUGGUCAACAUGGAACUUCUUGGGUUGCCUAACAUUGGCAACACUUGCUUCCUUAACGCCACCCUGCAGUGCCUCCUGGUCCUGCCUUCCUUCUCAAAGGAAAUCCUGCACCAGGAACAACUCUGGAGCUCCUCUCCCUUCUCCAACCUGCUCAGGUGUCUGUCUGAUGUGCACCGUUCGGGUCUACCUGACAGUGUGGCAAACCAGGCCUCAAAAGCAGACCUCAUGUGGAAGGUCAAGUACUCCUUGUCGGGAUACGAUUUGAAGUAUCUGGGGGACACGCAACAGGACGCACACGAGUUACUUGUCAAUAUGCUGUGCCAGCUGAAGGAGGAGGGCAUGAUUCUGAAGACACUCGGGAUGAACUAUACCUGCCCUGUUUCCCAGCUGGAGUUCCAACUUGUGUCGGUGCGCACAUGUACCAGCUGUGGGCGCGAGUCGUCUACCAGAGAGGACUACAACCACCUCUCAUUGGACUUCAGCCCUGAGCGCACCUUGCUGAACAGCCUAGCACUCACUUUCAAAGUCAGCACUUAGGGCUCAGCCCUGCAUGUAGAGACUAACACCCAGGGCAAGCUGCCCACUGCCUCAGAAUACGCUAUCUUAUUAUUGUAGUGGUAUCAUUCAUUAUGUAAUGCUUUUGUUUCUAACCAGAGUGAACAGGUUGAAUUCACAUGUGAGGGCUGUAAAGGCCUCCACGCCUCAAAGGUGGAGCAGUUCCACACACUGCCUCUGUGAGUUGUCCCUUUAUAACCUCUCAUAGUACUAGCAGUGUUUAAUGUCCUGAGCCUUUAGGAGUAGUUACCUUCCUGAGCAGGUUGUAGGACUUAGAGGUGAGCACCACCAAACAAAUUUCACUCAUCUGUUAUUUUGUUGACUGGUUUCAUUGUCUGUCUGUUCAUCUCUCUUCCUCUCUGUUUCUGGGCAGUG